Messenger RNA from Vigna unguiculata (cowpea), 2338 nucleotides. Its product is annotated as DNA/RNA polymerases superfamily protein. Gene Ontology annotation, cellular component: nucleus. Gene Ontology annotation, biological process: error-prone translesion synthesis. The record is from RefSeq and is a predicted model, not a curated record. Gene Ontology annotation, molecular function: damaged DNA binding; DNA-directed DNA polymerase activity. Lineage: Eukaryota; Viridiplantae; Streptophyta; Magnoliopsida; Fabales; Fabaceae.
CAUGUUGUGUUUUUAGUGGGAUAGAAAUUUGGCGAGAAGUGAGCGCGAAGUGGAAGGCGAUGGAGGGAAACGAAGGCGCAGCGAAUGGUGAUGGCGAUGGCGAUGGCGGCGAUCGUCCAUGGCAAUCUUACCACACUGUUUACACAACCGCUAAAGCAGGAAUGGAAGGGGUUGACAAGGAGAAAGUUCAGAGAGUAGUUUACGAAAUGAGUAAAGGAUCCAAAUAUUUUCAAAACGAGGAACGCAAGGAGGCUUUUAUUAACCAGAAAAUUCAGAACUUGCGAAUUCAGUGUGCUAAGCUCACACAAGCAGACCUGGCCCACUAUCGUAAGUUUUUAUUAUUACAGGUGGCUGAUAGAAGAAUUGUUGAGCUAGAAGCUUCGCGUGAUCUUUCGAGGAUUUGGUUACAUGUAGAUAUGGAUGCUUUCUAUGCUGCAGUGGAGACUUUAAGUAACCCUACAUUACAGGGCAAGCCAAUGGCUGUUGGGAGCAUGUCCAUGAUAUCUACUGCCAACUAUGAGGCCCGAAAAUUUGGGGUUCGUGCUGCCAUGCCUGGGUUCAUUGCACGUAAGCUAUGUCCAGAAUUAAUCUUUGUUCCAACAGAUUUCAAGAAGUAUACUUACUAUAGUGAUUUGACUAGAAAAGUUUUCCGGAUAUACGACCCCAAUUUCAUUGCUGGUAGCCUGGACGAAGCAUACCUUGAUAUAACUGAAGUUUGCAAAGAAAGGAAUGUCAAAAGUGAAGAAAUUGCCCAAGAACUCAGAGCUGGUGUUUAUGAAGAGACCGGUCUCACUUGUAGUGCUGGAGUGGCACCAAAUCGCUUACUUGCUAAGGUUUGUUCUGACAUAAACAAGCCAAAUGGACAGUAUGUUUUGCCAAAUGACCGGAUGGCUGUUAUGACCUUUGUAUCCUCCCUUCCUAUCAGAAAGAUUGGGGGCAUUGGUAAGGUCACAGAACAUAUUUUAAAGGGAGUUUUUGAAAUUAACACAUGUGAGCAGAUGCUGGAGAAGAGUUGCUACCUUUAUGCACUUUUCUCUCAGCCAACAGCAGACUUUUUUUGCUCUGUAGGUUUAGGUCUUGGGCAAACAGAUUCUCCCCAAGUAAGAUUUCGGAAAAGUAUUAGCAAUGAAAGAACGUUUUCUGCCACUGAAGAUGAGGUGCUAUUGCAUAAAAAAUUGGUGGAGCUUGCUGAAAUGCUAUCGGCGGACAUGCAGAAAGAGGGUCUGUGUGGGCGAACAUUGACUCUUAAACUGAAAACUGCUUCUUUUGAGGUUCGGACCAGAGCUGUGACUUUACAAAAAUACAUCAGCUCAACUGAGGAUAUCUUGAAGCAUGCUAAAAAGUUGCUAAAAGCUGAACUUCCUAUUUCAGUAAGAUUGAUAGGCCUUAGAGUAUCUCAGUUUAAUGGAGACAAAUGUAGUGUUACGCCUGAUCCUACACAGAAGACCAUUACCAACUUCAUUACUUCCGGAGAUGUCAAUAGAAAUUGUAGUUCUUUUCCAGAUGUUGCAGAUCGUGACUUUGUCAGUGAUGCAGAAACCAAUCUUUCCGUUGACAAUCAGCAGCAGACAAGUCAACUUGAUUGGAGAGAUCCUUUUGUUGGUAACUAUUUGUCAGAUGGAGAUUACCAAAGCUGUGUUCUCCAGAAAAAUGAUGGUAUAGAAGAGGUACAAACACCUAGUAAUGAUGCUACAAGUUCUCACCACAGUGGAUUUACAGAAGCGCUGGGAUCUACUUCUUUCCAGGGGCAAUUUGAAGGCAUAAAUGUGAUGAAUGAAUCUAAGCUCCUGGAGGGUGCCAGUCUUAAUUCUUGUUGUCAGGAGACGACAAUGUUGUGGCUGAAUGACUACAAAUGUUCACUUUGUGGAAUAGAACUACCUCCAAGUUUUGUUGAGGAAAGAUUGGAGCACUCCGAUUUUCAUCUUGCUGAAAAGCUUCAAAAGGAAGAAUCUAGGAUUCACCAACCAUGUGUUCCGAGUGGAAGUCGGAAUCAAAAGGAUGGAAUGAGUAGACAAAGCAAAUCUAAGAAGCAAAAGUUGUCGCAGAAAGAAGGCAAAUAUACACCCAUUGAUUCUUUUUUUGUUAAAAAGUAAUCAAUCAUAGCUGUCAAAUUUAUUAUAAUGUACAGAAUAACAAAAUUUUGCAUUCUAUUGUAUAAUAUGCAUGCUAUUUUUCCUUGUAACGUGUACAAAAUAAUAAAUUCAUCUGCUUGUAACUCAGGCCGUAGUAUGAAACAUUGUGAGUUAAAUUGAAGAGACUUAAAUUGCUAGGAAAUUUGUUUCCCAAAGGUGUACUCUCUGACAAACAGGAGUUGGUUUAUUGGCAACACAUUUUCUGA